This is a messenger RNA of Atta colombica, 1480 nucleotides long. RefSeq names its product CCAAT/enhancer-binding protein gamma (gene Irbp18). The record is from RefSeq and is a predicted model, not a curated record. The coding region runs from base 546 to 944 and encodes 132 amino acids. Gene Ontology annotation, biological process: DNA-templated transcription; regulation of transcription by RNA polymerase II. Gene Ontology annotation, molecular function: DNA-binding transcription factor activity, RNA polymerase II-specific; RNA polymerase II cis-regulatory region sequence-specific DNA binding. Lineage: Eukaryota; Metazoa; Arthropoda; Insecta; Hymenoptera; Formicidae. The transcript is spliced from 4 exons.
AGCGAGAUAUUCUUGGGAAUAUCAUCUUUUUCUAUUUAUUAUUUGGCGAUACUUAAUCAAAUUGGAAAGCAUGGAUUCGCAACGCGAAAGAUUGAAUUGAAAUAGGAUUAAUUUCUCAAAGUUAUGCCAUAUAUAAUAUAUAAAUAUUUCAAGGAUUUCAUUAGAUGAUACUUUUACAUAUUGUUUACGUUAAGCGAGCCACAAGCGAUGCAAAAAUUUCUGACUUAAGCUGCAGUCGUGCGUCACGAUGAAAUCCGUUGGCGGUUUCCGAGAAUUUUUGAGUCGAGGCUGUCCUGGCCUGUCGUCUUGAGUGAUACACGCGAAGGUUUUUUUUCACAAAACAGCGAUCUCGAGGCAUGGCCUUAUUGAGUAAAUACCACAAUACGGAGUACAUUGGCGUUACGCGACAGUUAACAUAAAAUUAACGUAAUGAGUCUGUAUCGGACAGUUAAAGCACAAACCGAUAUCAAUAUUUGUCAAGCAUCUACUUCUCUUCGCAAUCAUUAGCGUGACACAGUUGAAAACAAUUGUGAUUUAUCACAUAGAUGCCGAAAAAUAAAGAAAAUAGCAAGCGAAAGAAGCAAAUGGAGGACGAGGGCGACGAGGAUUAUCGAAAGCGGCGGGAUCGGAAUAACCAGGCUGUGAAACGAUCGAGAGUGAAGAGUAAAUUACGUACGCAACAAACCUUGGAACGAGUAAAUCAACUGAAAACGGAAAACGAAUUGUUGGAAGAGAAAAUUAAAAUGCUCACCAAGGAGCUUGGGUUUCUCAAGGAUCUUUUUAUUGCACACGCAGAUUUUAUUGUUUUAUUUUUAGGAGGUUCCGGUCAACAGUCGAUGAAUAUUCAAGAUUUAGAUCUGAAUUCUCUCCUGGCGGAAGAAAAACCGACGGAAGAAUCAUCGGUUAUAAAGACGUCAGUUAUCAAGUCGACUACCAAGCUGUAAACCUAUGCGAGCUCCACGUGAAGAAAUCAGCGUGGUAUUAAAUUUGAAAAACGCGAGACAGUAUUUUGUCUUUGACUCGCUCAAUCAAAACAGAGCAAGUGGACAUCUUGGAAAGAUGUUGACUUGAAAUUCAUUGAAAAAGAUUCUAGAUGCGAAGAGCGUUUUCCGAAGACGGAUUUUUCAAGUUGCAGUGCAUCGUCAGUGAAUUAUCGUCAGUUAAAUUUACAACUUGUCGAAAACUGAUGAAGACGAGAGUGAUGCAACUGUCGCAUACAACUCGCAAUAAAUUUGAAUACGAAAGUAUUCAUUUUAAUUGUUAGCCAGUGGAGAAAAAGUAAUGUAAACGGUACACGACAAAAAUAUCACCAAUAUGUACAUGUUGCAGAUAUUAGAGCAUUAUACAUAUGUCACACGUAUUUUGCGAUCGUAUUUUGUACUAACGUACUGUUCGCGCGAGAUGUGGCUUUUACUGUGAGAUGUUAUUUACAUAUACAUAUGGAAAUAACAAAAGGGGAAUUUUCUUUUAAACAUUUAUA